AUGUCUGACUCAUCAGCAUCCUUUUCCUCUAGCUCUGAUUUUGAAGCAACCGAAUAUGAAUCCAUCAAUCGGGCUGUUUCCCAGAUGAAUGCAGUUUUCAAUCCCGAGGCCAUAAGCGCUUGUCUUAACGUUAUCUUCGACGAAGAAGAAAACCAGAGUCAAGCAGCUUCAAGUUCUUCAGCACCCAAGCUGACUAGAAGGCGUUCAACCGCUACCGAAAAAUUUCAGUUUUUCCACAAAGCACCCACGGAUUAUGCUGGUCGACCCGGUUUUAACAUUUUCCAGAAAUGCACUUCUGCAAUUCGUCAGUUAGCUUAUAGCUAUAAGGCUGAUGCUUUAGAUGAGUACUUGCAAAUAGCGCAAGAUACGGGGUACCAAUGUUUAGACGCUUUCUGCAAAUGUGUGAUACAGUUGUAUCAACACGAGUAUUUGAGAAGGCCAACAGAAGCAGAUAUCCAGCGUAUAACUGCUAAACAUGAGGAGGUCCAUGGUUUUUCGGGUAUGCUUGGUAGCAUAGAUUGCAUGCAUUGGGGUGGAGGAACUGUCCAGUGGCAUGGCAAUGGCAAUUUGUUCGACGAUUUGCUUCAGGAUAGGGCUCCUAAAGUAGAGUUUGAAGUAAAUGGGCAACGGUUUGUAAAGGGAUAUUACCUAGCAGAUGGUAUUUAUCCUGAAUGCUCUUGUCAAGUCUUUCAAGUGCCCGAUGGAGCCGAAUCCACCAAGUUCAAGAGAUACCAAGAAGCUGCAAGGAAGGAUGUCGAGCACGCAUUCGGGGUUGGUUCUUCAAGGUCGUUGGCAGAUUGUUGA
Messenger RNA from Erigeron canadensis, 804 nucleotides. RefSeq lists its product as uncharacterized. Lineage: Eukaryota; Viridiplantae; Streptophyta; Magnoliopsida; Asterales; Asteraceae. The record is from RefSeq and is a predicted model, not a curated record. The transcript is spliced from 3 exons. The coding region runs from base 1 to 804 and encodes 267 amino acids.